This is a messenger RNA of Cucurbita pepo subsp. pepo (vegetable marrow), 1770 nucleotides long. The record is from RefSeq and is a predicted model, not a curated record. Lineage: Eukaryota; Viridiplantae; Streptophyta; Magnoliopsida; Cucurbitales; Cucurbitaceae.
AUGGCUCUUCACCCGUUUCUCACUUCUUUUACAACGGAUCAUUUCAUGAAACGGGUCUAUUUUGAUCUCAACUCUUCAUUUAUCCCUCUUACUGUAAAAGUAAAUUGCGUUGCAAUCGUGUCAAAUCAAACUAUUAUACGACGAUCUGGAAAUUACCAGCCUCCUAUUUGGAAACAUGAGUACAUUCAAUCAUUAAAUAGUGAAUUUAAGGGAGAAAUAUAUGUAGAACGCUUCAAUGAGCUAAAGAAAGAGGUAGAUGUGAUGAUAAACCAAAUAAUAGACGAUCCUCUAAAGAAUCUCGAGCUGAUCGAUACCUUACAACGACUUGGAAUUUCAUACCAUUUUGAGAAUGAGAUCAAUGAUUUGUUGAAAAGAACAUAUGAGAAGAGCUAUGAAAGUGAUGAUUGGAAAAAGAAUAAUCUAUAUGCAACCUCACUUGAAUUUAGAAUUCUAAGACAACAUGGACUCAGUGUUUCACAAGAGGUUUUCAAUAACUUCAAGGAUGAGACGAAAUUUUUUAGCAAACAACUCUACGAGGAUUUAAAUGGAAUAUUAUCUUUGUAUGAAGCUUCAUUUUUAUGUACAGAAGGGGAGAACAUUUUAGAGACAGCAAAACAUUUUACAAUAAACUAUUUGGAAAAUUAUAUGAGAUCUUGCAAGGAUGAAUAUGAAGCAUCCAUUAUUAGACAUGCGUUGGAGCUUCCCAUACAUUGGCGACUUUCAAGAUUGGAUACAAGAUGGUUCAUUGAUAUCUACGAGAGAAAAGAGGAUAUGAACCCUAUUCUUCUCGAACUUGCUAAAUUAGAUUUCAAUCGAGUGCAAUCUAUCCACCAAGAAGAUCUAAAAUACGCAUCAAGUUGGUGGAGGAGUACUGGAUUUGGCAAAAAGUUGAGCUUUGCAAGAGAUAGAUUGAUGGAAAAUUUCUUUUGGACCGUGGGUGUUGGAUUUGAACCUGAACUCUCAUAUUUUAGAAGAAUGGGCGUAAAAAUUAAUGCAUUGACCACAAGUAUAGAUGACGUUUAUGAUAUCUAUGGCACAUUAGAUGAACUCGAACUCUUUACCGAUGCUGUAGAGAGGUGGGAUGUUGGCGCAGUGGAUCAACUUCCUGACUAUAUGAAAAUAUGUUUUUUUGUUCUUCACAAUUCUAUAAAUGAGAUGGCUUUUGACGCACUAAGAGACAAAGGAACUAACGUGAUCCAAUACCUUAAGAAAUUGUGGGUAGAUUUGUGUAAAGCUUAUAUGUUGGAGGCUAGGUGGUAUCACUCGAGAUAUAAACCAACCUUGGAAGAAUAUCUAGACAAUGCGUGGAUUUCAAUAUCAGGACCAGUUAUAUUAAUUCAUGCAUAUGUUUUCGUGACAUCCCCAACGCUCCAAGACAUGGAGAGCUUGGUAGAAUAUGCUGAUAUAAUUCGUUGGUCUUCGACAAUUGUGCGACUUGCUGAUGAUCUAGGAACAUCAUCGGAUGAAAUAAAAAGAGGUGAUAUUCCAAAAUCAGUACAAUGUUACAUGAAUGACACAGGAGCUUCAGAGAGUAAAGCUCGUGAACAUGUUAGGCAUUUGAUUGAUGAGACAUGGAAGAAGCUAAAUAAGAUUGAUGUCGAGAACUCUGUCUUCCCUCCUGUGUUCAUCAAGAUAGCUAAAAAUCUUGCUAAAAUGGCUCAAUGCAUCUAUCAACAUGGAGAUGGACAUGGUCUAGGACACCAAGAAACAAAUGAAGAUAUAGCGUCUUUACUUAUUCGACCUAUUUCCAUUCGUUCAUAUAGUGGAUAA